This is a messenger RNA of Microthlaspi erraticum, 1230 nucleotides long. The record is from the annotation of a GenBank genome assembly. Lineage: Eukaryota; Viridiplantae; Streptophyta; Magnoliopsida; Brassicales; Brassicaceae.
AUGAUGAUGAGGAGCGCUAACGCCCACGUCAAAACCCUAGGCCUACCUGUCCGUACGUUUCUCUCAUCGAUCUUCACCGCUAAACAGAAAUCCCCGUCGCUCUCCGUUCCAUUGCGAUCGUCGUUGGAUACUCCCACUCGUUACUUCUCCAGUGUCCUAGCAGCAGCCUCCAAUUCUCCGAAUCAUGGUUUUCGUGGAAUCCGAAACCACGGGUCUCUCUUCACUGUGAGGGCUAUUGCUUCGUUUCCCGCCGCUUCGGUUCAGCCGCAGCCGCCGCAGCAGCAGCGUCAGACUCAGCAACCAGAGGAGAGUGGUGAAACGGUUCCGUCUUUGGAGGUUGGUGAUGGGAAUUCUGGCGGCUUAGAGGAAGAUGCCAAGCUUUCUCUUCCCGUGCGAGCUUAUUUCUUCUCCACUAGCGUUGAUUUGAAAAGCUUAGUGGAGCAAAACAAGCAGAACUUCAUCCCUCCCACUUCUCGUAUGACUAACUAUGUUGUUCUCAAGUUUGGCAAUCAUUCUGAUCCCACUGGUACUGGUGGUUGGAUAAGCGGGAGUGAGUGCAUUUACAUGGUAGUAUUUCAGUAUGGAUCGAUCGUCUUGUUUAACGUACGGGAACAUGAGGUUGAUGAGUAUCUUAAAGUGGUGGAGAGGCAUGCUUCUGGCUUGCUUCCUGAGAUGAGAAAAGAUGAGUAUGAAGUAAGAGAGAAUCCAACUCUGCACACGUGGAUGGAAGGGGGACUGGAUUACAUCAUGUUGCAGUUCUUGAAUAUUGAUGGCAUCAGAACCAUAGGAAGUGUUCUUGGUCAGAGCAUUGCUCUCGACUACUAUGGCCGGCAGGUUGAUGGUAUGGUAGCGGAGUUUACUGACAUUAACCGUGGGAUGGAGAAAACAGGAACGUUUACUAUGGAUAGGAAGAAGCUGUUCCAGCUGGUAGGGAAGGCUAAUUCUAAUCUGGCUGAUGUAAUUCUGAAGCUUGGUCUUUUCGAGAGGUCAGAUAUAGCUUGGAAGGAUGCGAAAUAUGCUCAGAUAUGGGAGUACCUGAGAGAUGAGUUUGAACUGACACAGAGAUUUGCAAGCCUUGAUUUUAAGCUCAAGUUUGUUGAGCACAACAUUCGUUUCCUUCAGGAAAUUCUUCAGAACAGGAAGUCAGAUUUUCUGGAGUGGCUAAUCAUUAUCCUGAUCAGUGCUGAGAUCGCCAUUUCUCUGUACGAUCUGGUCAGGAGAUCCUUGUGA